AUGAAACUAUUUACCGUUGCCAUCCUCUCCCUGUACGCAGGCAGCUCGCUCGCCUACUUUACCCAAAAGAACUGCGUGAAGAUGCAGGAUGGAUAUGGAAGAUGUGUCGGCAAUGGCCGACACCAGGUUGGCAAUAAAGGUCUUAGACAUAGUUCACGCCCUUCACUCACGUGCACCGAUCCCUCCCAGAAUAAAGAAACAUGCUCUUGUACCUGCACAAACGACAUCGUCUUCGACCAACCCAUCCUUUUCCACGGCCAGGCCGGCAACGCUUCGAACACCGACUGCGACUGCGAGGAUGUCAAGGAAGAAUGCUCUAAGCGCCAGAAAGAGUGCGACGCCAACAUUGCGACUCAACAGUCACUCCUCAAGCGCGAGCAACAGUCGACAGCUGAUCUCCAGAAAGAGUCGGAACUCCUUAAGCAAGAGCCGGAUAUCUUCACAAAGUUGCAAGAUUGGCGCGGCAAUGACGCCUGA
Pyrenophora tritici-repentis Pt-1C-BFP is the source of this 477-nucleotide messenger RNA. NCBI's taxonomy places the organism in Eukaryota, Fungi, Ascomycota, Dothideomycetes, Pleosporales, Pleosporaceae. The record is from RefSeq and is a predicted model, not a curated record.